Molecule: messenger RNA, 5137 nt
Organism: Microtus ochrogaster (prairie vole)
Lineage: Eukaryota; Metazoa; Chordata; Mammalia; Rodentia; Cricetidae
Gene: Mroh2a
Product: maestro heat like repeat family member 2A
Cellular component (GO): cytoplasm
Source: RefSeq, a predicted model, not a curated record
AUGGAAGAAGCAGCCACUGAGCUGAAUGAAGAUGUGUUGGAGGAAGCAGAGCAUCUUCUUGAACCUCUGGAGCCAGAGGAUGAUGGUACAUUCUUCCAAGUCACCAACCUCCUGAACAUCAUGGACAGUGAAUCAGCAAAGACAGACACCACAGAGCCAGGCCUGGACAUGCGCAAGACCCUUGCUUCAGUCAUAAUCACAGAGAAGGCUACCACUGAUCCCUGUAUGGUGAUGAAUGCUCUCAUCCGCUGCCUGCAGAUGCCAGAGAUUUCUACCCAGCGCAAGGUGAACGUCUACAACAUCCUGCAGGAGAUCAUCCAGCAGGAAGGGGAGAUGGAGGAGCGCUGCAUACAAAGGCUGGUGGCCAUCGCCUCCAAGCAGAUGAGGGAUAUCACAGAGGUGGAGGAUUUCGAGACAGCCGAGGUGGCCAGUGAGACUCUGGUGGCUUUGUCCCGAAACCACUUCAGCUUGGUCAUGUAUGAACUGCAGCAUCAUCUCAAGCCCCUCAAUCUCACUGAUGAGUUCGUCAUUGUCACCUUGGCCAAGCUGGCCAACGGCAAUGUGUUUGAGUUCAUGCCGUACAUGGGCAUCACCUUGGCUACCAUAUUCACCAUGCUGAGACUUGCCAACGAGGCCAAGAUGCGCCAGGUCAUCUGUAGUGCCAUGGAGACAUUCUGUGAGACAGUGCAGUUUUACCUGAGGCAUCUGGAGGACAGUCUGUACCCCGUGAUGACCGAGGACCAGUUUGCCGUGAAGCUCUUCCCGAUGUACCGAUACUUCGUGACAGUGUGGCUGCGUCACCAGGACGUCGAGGUGAAACUGGCAGUCAUCAAGUCUCUGAAGCCCAUGCUGAGCCUUCUCCUGCCCAAUGAUGACCUGCGGGAACAGGUGUACGACUACAUCCCCCUGCUGCUGGCCGAGUUUCAGGGAAAAUGGAGCAGUCACUUGAAGCCUUCUGCCCAUCCCUUUCAGAUCUUGAGGCAGAUUCUAGAAGCAUCAGUCACCACCAACACCCCCAUCCCUCCGAUGCUGCUACACCCCAUUUUCACAGAGUUGCAUGUCCAGGUGUGCACCAAAGCCCCAGUUCAACAGCAGUUCAGCAGUCAGAACCUGAUGGAGAUCGUGCACUGCUUCGUAGCCCUGGCCCGCUCCUACCCCAAGGAAUUGAUGAAGUUCUUCUUCAGCCAGGUGGAGAUGAGCAAGGAAGCUGUCCGCGUGGGGACACUGGCUUUGAUCAGGGCGGUGGUGAGCGCAGAUGACCCCAAAAUGAACAUUAAGACCAUCUACCUGGCCAUCCGCGUUGUCAAGAACACCCUUUCGGACACUCGGUCCAAGGUCCGGAUGGCAAUUCUACGAAUCAUUGGCCAGCUGGUCCUGUCAGGCUUCCAGGAAAAGAUCAAAGGCUGGGGACUGAAAUACGUGUCUGUACAGCUCACCUUAUCUACCUACAAGCUGACCAACCGCCGGGAAUGCUUUUAUCAGAGGGACUUGGAAGAGAAGAUGGUCCACAAAGUCACCAUGGAUACCGUGAAGAUCAUAACUUCGUCUAUCAGUGGCAUGACCAACGAGUUCUGGGUGAGACUGCUGUGUUACAUCAUGGAGACCGAUUACACAGAGGCCCUGACCCCCAUCUGUAUCAGUCUCACGAACCUGGCAGAGAACCAGAUUCAUGGCAAAGACACGGAGGCUGGAAUGGCUGGAAAGAGCAAGCAUGUGGACCUGCCUGCACCCCAGAAGCUCCUGGCCCGUCUCCUGGUGCUGAUGUCAUCACCCUACAAAGGAGAAGGUCGUGGCAUCGCCAUGCUCAACCUCCUGAGGACCCUAAGCCAGAGCAUUGCCCCCUCCAUGGCUGACAUGUGGGAGCAGGAGAUCCCGCUGCUGGUCCAGUACCUGGAAGAACACACUGAGUUCACCUGGAACCAGAAGGCCUGGGAGGAUAAGCUAAUUCAGUUUCUGAGAAACUCCCUCAAGAAGACCCGUGGGACCAGCUGGAGCCUACGCCUCAGCAAAGAGUUGAACAACCAGCUUGAGACCUUCGAGAGCCCCUCUUUGGAAAAGGGUUUUCUGUACAGGGCCUUGGGCUUCACCUUAGGCAUGGGCCUGGAGGCUGACAGGGUGGAGGUGCUGUUGCUGGAGCUGCUAUACAAGACAGACUAUAGCAACGACUUCGACCGGGAGGGUGUCAUCCUGUGCUUUGGCCUGUGUGCCCGGGGCCAGGUGAAGACAGUGUUGAAUGUGCUUCACGACUUUGAAGAGAGAAUCCAGGAGUCAGAGCAGUCCUGGCAGAUUGGUGCCUGGAGGAAGGACCACCCCUGGAGGCGAGAGACUGUGAAGAGUGCCCUUAUGGUGAUGUACAGCUGUGUGUCCUCUUACUGCCACCCCCAAAUGCUCCUCACCCAUGUGGACAGCCCCAUCACUGCCAAGAUCAUCCACCACUACUCCAGCAGCUGCCAGGACAUCAGCCUCAAAAUGGCCUUCAUGAAGAGUGUUGUGCAGGUCACCAAGGCCAUCAAAAGCAUCCAGGACCUGGAGGACUUCCAAUUUACCCACAAGUCUGCUCUUACUAGCCUGAUUGUUGUGAUCAUCAAAGCAGAACCGCCUGACCACUUGGCUUCUCCAGUGAGGUCAAUGGCCAUGGACGCCCUCUCACAGCUGAGCACCCUGAAGCCUUUCUACUCUUCAGAGGAGAGCAUGGACCUGAUGGAUAUCAGCAUACACGCAAUUAUUUCUCUCCAACCACCAGGGGAAGACAAUGAGUCUGUUAAGACCCUGUAUGCAAAUGCCCUGAGUUCCCUGAAGCAGCUGAUGGAAGGCCUCCUGCAGAGGCAGCUGGACCCCAAGGGACUGCAAGAGACCGUGCACCUCCUGGAGAAGUGGAUCUUGUCAGAGAAAGAAUGGGAACGGGAGAAAGCCAUGACCCUCCAUCUCCAUCUCAUGCAGAUCUACGUUCAAAGUAUUGGUGUCUGUAUCCCCCUGAAGCUGGGGCAGUUUGGCAUACUCGUUGGGCUCAUUGCUCCAUGCACCUGUGAUGUCCAUAGGCGAACCCGCCUGGCCUCAACUGAUGUCCUGUCUAGCCUGCUAGAUCUUCAUGUGAGCCAGACUUGCUCCUUGUGGGGAGCUACCAAGGAGCAGGAGCUGAAGAAAUGUAAGGAGGACCUGCAGGACACAGACAUGGACAAGAUUUCCAGUGCCUCCUCCAGAAUUGCCAAGGUGGUCUGCCCGGAGUUCAACUGCGACGAAGUUGUGUCUCUCAUCCAGAAGCUCUGUGAGAACAUCGGGGCCAUGGAUCUGCAGCAUGACCGGGCCGCUGUCACCUGGAUAGGCAUCUUCCUCCAGAUGCGGGUCAAGGAGCUGGAGGACAAGGUGGCCGAGAUACUGGGUGCCAUCCUGGUCCACCUUCCAGUAGUGGACCACCCAGAGGUGAGGCGGCACCUCAUUGAAGGCAUCCUCCUGCUGGCGCACUACCACCAGGAGACGGUCCUCACGUCGCUCUUGAGGCAGCCACUGCCCAUGGAGAGCCACCUGACAGAGGUGUGGCUGGCCGUGGCGGAGAACGUGCCUUUCGCAAGGACCAUGCUCCAUGGCUUGCUGGGCCGGCUGCAGUCAAGGUUCACCGCCAGGAUAAACGCCACCUCCAAAGCCGACAUCUGGCGCCUGGCGGCUGUGGACCCUCUGAUGACGCUGUGUACCAUAUGGCUCCUCAUGGAGAAGAUGGACCAGGACGACAAGUUCCCAGACCUGUUCCCAGACCUGCUGUACACCUUCCUGUUGCAGCUUGGCAGCAGCCAUGGACCAGAGGCUUCCUCACCCGUCCUGAAGACCUGGAGGCUGGUCCACACAGGGUCCCUGCCCCAGGAGAUGACCCUGCAGAGGUGCUGGAGAACAGAUGGGCGGAAGGGAGGGACCCGGAUCACCAUCAAAUCCAUGCGACUUUUGGUCAAGAGACUCAACAGAGAGCCCCUGGAACAGGCCUUGGAGGAACAGUCCGUGUGGUCCCUGUUGGAGAACGGAGGCACCUUCCUAGCAGGAGUGAGCCUGAUGGCCAGGCUGUGCAUGCAGAAUGCAGAGAGCUACAUGCAGAGGCUGGCAGAGCUGAUGCUCACGGGCAUGGGCUCCGAGGUCCUGAGCUGCUGCGUCAGCAGCACAGCCAUCUGUGUGGAAGUGAGGCAUCCAUUCAUGAGCGACCCGGUUCUGCACCAGGAGAAGCUGCUGAGGCCGGUGGUGCUGAAGCUGGAGAAGGGUGCAGGGCAGGACAAAGAUGAAACCUUGCAGGUGCUCUCUCUGCGUGCCCUGGGCAACAUGGCUCUCGGUGCUCCUCGGAAGGUGAAGCAGUAUCGAAAACUCCUGCUGGAGAAGUGCCUGGGUUCCCUGCAGGGACAGGCGAGCUGCAGUGUGAUGGCUGAAGCCAUGGAGGCCCUGACCAAGAUCCUGGCUGAGCUCCGAGAGGGGGACAUAGGAUCUUCAUUUGAAGCCAUCUCUGAACAGUGCAGGGCAUUCUUCGACAGCGAGAGCGAGAUGAUGCGUUUGAAGGCCUUCACCCUCUUCGGGAAGCUGGCGAAGGUGGUUGGGAUUUCCAAGAAGCAUUUCUUCAAAGGGGAGGUGAAGAGAGGCUGGGUCUCCCUCAUGCUGCACUGCCAGGACCCCUGCCCCAGUGUAGCUCAGGCAUGUCUGGCUACCAUGUUCCAGUGUGUGCAUUUCUGGGGCUGGAAGUCCCUGGAGAGUUCCUUUGGUCACAGCAAUGACAGCAUCAAUGACCAGAUGACAGUUUUUCAGACGAACAUGUGCUCCGUACUGGCCCAGAAAAAGCCUGCUAUUCUUUGUGGCUUCCUGGUAGAAACAACAACCUUCAUGAAGAACAACUUGUCAAGGAUUAGAAUCUCUGCCUGUGCCUUGGCAGGAAUUAUCAUGAAGCAGCUGUCUGCCCAUUAUCUGAAGAAGAUGGACCUUGUGGGACUUCGGAAUUCUCUCCAGGACCUACAGCUAGAUUCUGAUGCUGGGGUCAGGAGGGCGGCCUUGGAGACCCUCAAAGUCCUGGACAACUGCAAUCAGCACUGGCUCUUGGCUUCACCCAGAGGACUGCCCUAAGUGGCCCCAAUGUAAGGUGUAAACUCUCGUCAGGGUCACGUCUGCCAUAGCA